CGAGUUUUCGGGAGCUGGUUUCUGUGUCGUGCUUUCUUGAGAAUCAUAUCUCCAUGUUAUACAAGUUACGUAAGGAAGGGAAGAGUCCGUGACCCAUGUGAACCUAUCGCUUAAGUCACGUGGGUUGCUUAGACAUUAAUUGUUUCCACACCACGACUUUCCAGAUUCCUUCAACUCUUCUGACACACUUUACACAAUCUCAAAGAAUCCUACUGCUCCAAGUACCAUCAUCAGAGACGCGACUCUCCAGCAAUACGCCAGGUCGCAGGACAAAGCCAGCACACACCAAGCAAUGUCUGAACAACAAAUGUCGACCGGACAGGAAGCUGAGGCGCAAUACUCGGAUUUUCAGUCCGCUUCUGCACCUGCAUAUCAUGGUUCUGCUGUCCCUGAACCAGAAGACAAAACUCUUAUUGGCCAACACUCAUCCAUCGAGUCAAACUUCGACCCCGCCAUGAGAUAUCUCGACAAGAUCCGAACCAGAUAUAUCACACGACCAAACGUCUACAACCAAUUUCUCGAGAUCAUGAAAGAUUUCUAUCUUGGCAAGAGUGAUGUCGUAAGCACGGUCGCGCAAGUCAACCUGCUCUUCGAAGACGACGAAGAAUCAAAACAAGGAUUCGAAGGAUUCAAGAAUGCACUUGGACCCAUGUCUCGCGAGCCCGCCGCCUUAGACCCAAUGGAGCAGGAUAUGCGAUGGCAGUUGGCGCUCCAAACAUCUUCUACUCACCAACAAUCAUCUCAAAACUCCAAUGCCGGAUUCGCUUUGGACUAUCUCGAGCGAGUCCGGAACAAGUACAUUGCCCAGCCUGGUGUUUAUGAUGAGUUGCUCAAGAUCUUGAAGGAUUUCAAAAUUACGGACAGCGAUACUUCAAGCACGGUAGCGCGAGUCAGCAUGCUGUUUAAGGAGGACGAGGAAUCGAGACGUGGGUUUGAAGCAUUUUUACCGUAAAGCGCUUAUCGUUUUUGGCUGUCACAUAUGGAUCCAGUAGUUCAAUUCUUUGCACAUAAGUUAAGGAAGAGUUGAAAGCAGAAUGACUUUAGUGCUGUCGAGUUCAUCAGUCUUACUCCUCACCCAGACAGACAACCGUUCUUCUCUUUCUGAUGCCAUUGUAAAUGCGCUCGAUAUGUCGACUAUGCAAAGCAAAACAUCAGACCAAGUAAGACAGAAGGGACCAAUCCCAAACAACUAGACGACAACUUCCUCGCAUCAUUGGC
This is a messenger RNA of Aureobasidium pullulans EXF-150, 1218 nucleotides long. RefSeq lists its product as uncharacterized. The coding region runs from base 293 to 952 and encodes 219 amino acids. Gene Ontology annotation, biological process: negative regulation of transcription by RNA polymerase II. The transcript has 2 exons. Gene Ontology annotation, cellular component: histone deacetylase complex; chromatin. Gene Ontology annotation, molecular function: transcription corepressor activity. The record is from RefSeq and is a predicted model, not a curated record. NCBI's taxonomy places the organism in Eukaryota, Fungi, Ascomycota, Dothideomycetes, Dothideales, Saccotheciaceae.